UGCCAGCCUGCCGGGUCCUUGACCUCUCGACUCUGUCGUCGCGCGUUUGCAUUGCCCAGUCUCUAUGGCUCAGUUUGUUGACAUAGGUGCUCUUCUGGGCUUCGCUUGCGAGGCGGUCCUCUUCGGCAUCAACUUGGUCGUGUUUGGCCUCGCCUUGAACGUGCUGCUUCCGCGAUUCCGUCGGCAUGGAUCGAACCAGGUUAUCUUGGCUUUGAGCAUAAUGCUCUUCUUGAGCUGUGUUGUGCACUUUGCUCUCGAGUUCAGCCACUUCCACACCACUUUGAGAACGACCGGUGUAGACGGAUUUGCCAACGAAACGAACGUGUAUUUCGUUGCCGACCUCUUCAUCUCGAUCACCGAUUUCUUUGGAGAUCUGAUUCUGAUCUAUCGUUUGUGGUUAAUCUGGGGUGGCAACUACCUCGUCACAAUCUUGCCACUGCUAACCUCGAUUGCCGGACUAAUCUGCGCGGCAGAGGUUGGACAUCUGGUUAACGGCACCCACAACGCUACCCCGUCGCCCUCGAUCGUGCCGUUGGGUCUUGCCAGCUUCAGUCUGCCCUUCUGCACAAAUGUUAUGGUGACUCUUCUGAUCGUCGGCCGUAUCUGGUACAUGUCACGGGGUAUGCGGGCCUAUAAGCUGACUGGUACACGGAGAGUCAUGGCCAUCAUGCUCGAGAGCGGAAUGUUGUACUUCCUUGUCCAGCUCGUCUUCCUCACACUCUACGGUAUGAACAACGAUGGCGAACAAGUCAUUAUUCCAAUGGCUGUCCAGGUCUAUGGCAUCGCAUCUUUCCUCAUCGUUAUACAAGCGGGACUGGGCCUUACUUCCGAAUAUCUUACGAAUGCAGUCGACAACGCACCGCCUGCCAACACUUGGGGACGACUACUACUAAGUAAUUUCUAUCCUACGCAUCUUACGUCGAAGGCAAACCCGAACGAUAUCGAGCUAGAGUCUCAAAAAGACUCAGAGCUCACCACACCUACCCCUAACGCAGCUAUGUGAACGCGUCAGUGUUCAUCCAAACUGUCGGCAUAUUUGUGCCGAGAUGCCGUCUGCACCAUUUGUACGAUCUGUCAAUGCCUCUCAUGACAUCUUCUUCGCUUGCUAC
Messenger RNA from Phanerochaete carnosa HHB-10118-sp, 1109 nucleotides. RefSeq lists its product as uncharacterized. Lineage: Eukaryota; Fungi; Basidiomycota; Agaricomycetes; Polyporales; Phanerochaetaceae. The transcript has 6 exons. The record is from RefSeq and is a predicted model, not a curated record. Bases 65 to 1003 code for a protein of 312 amino acids.